UUCAAAAAAAAAAAAAAAAGUCAAUCGAAGACCUUUUCAUACUCUUGCUUUGUCAUCUCGCUAACCACAAGAAUCUUUCUCCGUUGGGAUGCCGCGCGUUCCUCUUGUAAUCGGAACCGUCAAGAGAGGGGAAAAAACUAUCUGAUCAUUUGCUGGUUGCUAAGAUCAGAUGGAGGAUGUAAUGAAUACACUUGAGAUGCCGCUUGGUUGGAUUAUUCAUGUCUCUACUCACCAUCCCUAUGGCAAACUUGAUAUUGGGUCGUGUGUGGGAGAGCCCAUGAGACUCGGAGAGCUGCCACAGCUCAUCAGGUUUGGCUCCAAAGAGAAGACAUCUAAGCAGGAGCAGAGAGACACAGGCACCAAGCCACUUUUCAAUGAACGGAUUGUGUUCCCCAGCUUGAAGGAAUUGCGCUUGUCUAGAAUCAACAUUAAAAGGAUAUGGCCUAUUCAACUCGCAACAUCUUAUUUGGGUCCGAGCUUGAGAAUAUUGAUUGUUCAUCAUUGUGGUAAUUUGAAGUAUCUACUAUCACACUCUGUAGCUAAAUGUCUAGUGCAGCUCAGGCAUGUUGAGAUAAUUGACUGUUGGAGCAUGAUACAAGUUGUUGAAGCAGAGGAAAAGCUAUACGAAAUAGGAUAUAUGAUUUCCUUCCCUUCUCUAAUCUCCCUGGAGAUAAGAAAUCUUCCAGAGCUCACUGGAUUCUACUCAGGAAAUGAUAGUAUUGUAUUCCCAUCCUUAGAAGAAGUAACUGUGAAAUGCUGCCCCAAUAUGAAGAUCUUCUGUAAUGGAGUUCUUGAAACCCCAAAGCUUAGGAAUGUACAGAUAUCUGAAGGGGAACAUAUAGAUUGUCGGGUGGGAGAUCUUAACACCACCAUUCGGCAGUUCUACAUAGAAAAGUUAAAGAAAAGGGAUAAAGCUGAAAGCGAAGGUGAGCUUAAGGUAGAAGUUGGAAUAUCAAGCAAACAAGGAGAGGAGGCUGUACAGCAGGAAGCAAUGCUAAAAGAGAAAAAAAUUGAGAUCUUAUUAUCAUCACCAAUUGAUAUGUCUAGCCCUGCAAUUAAAUAUGAAAAAGAUCAGAGAGCUGCACCAGAAAUAUCCGAGGAGAUCAAUGAAGCAGAAGGGAUUUCAGAACGUGAUCCUGAAUUUGGAAAGAUACAGCACUUAUCUGAUGAUGUUGAAGUGACUAGAGAAAGAACAAGUACUCCAGUUGAGAAACCCUUGUCGGCAACAGAACAUGUGCCAUCUUUGGCAGCAGAAAAUCUGGAGAUUAUUCCCGAUGAAAAUGAAGGGACAUUCUCUAGCCAUGAAAUAGAAAUGGAGGCUGCACAUCGUCAGAAGGAAAAAGGUCAUAAUGUUUUUGAAGAGACAGAAAAAGUCAGUCAACCGAGUGAACCUGCUCCAACAUUGACAUUAUCCACGCCUAGUACUAGAGAAAUAGUGGAACCAGUUGCAGCAAUUCCUUCCACAAAAGAUGAUAAUCCAGUAAUGGAUGAAGCAGAGGCUGAGAUUCUUAGAGUACCUGCAAUGACAAAUAUUGAGCACAGUGUGUCAAAGAUCUUGGAAUGCAUGGGCAGUACUGAAACAGUAAGAAGACUUGCUGUUUAUGGAGUUUGUGGGGUGGGCAAGUCCAGUGUGCUGAGAGCAUUGGUCAAUAAUCCCGAAACAAAGCACAAGUUUGAUUUGAUCAUUUGGGUGACAGUCUCAAAAUACUGGAGCAGAAGGAAGAUACAAGAUCAAAUUAUACAGCAGUUGCCCCCUGCAUCUUCCAAUGCUGAACCAUUCCAAGUUUUGAAGGGCAAAAAGUUUUUGCUUCUGCUGGACGAUGUUUGGGAGUGGAUUGAUCUACACGAAAUGGGCAUUCCUGAUCCCAGCCAAGAAAAUGGUAGCAUGAUGAUACUUUCAACUAGAGAAUUGAAGGUUUGUCAUGAUAUGGGGAAGAUUGGAGUCAUCGAGAUUGAACCUGUCUCCAAAGAAGAAGCUUGGACACUGUUCCAUGAGCAAGUGGGUGGGGUAGUUGACUUGCCAAGUAUCAACUACUUUGCAAAAGGUAUAGUUGAAGGGUGUUGUGGACUGCCUUUGUUAAUUAUUGUUACUGGAAGAGCCCUGGCUGAUGAAGAAAAUGUCACUGAAUGGAAGCAUGCUUUCAAUGAAUUUUCGGAGCCUGGUAGAGAUGUCAAAUCCCGUAUGGAGGACCUAAUCCAGCUGCUAAAAUUCAGCUUCUACCGCCUGAAGUCUCGCAGCUUAAAGAGUUGCUUUCUUUAUUGUGCCUUGUUUUCAGAAGAUCAACAGAUGAACACUAGCGAAUUUGUAGAUUAUUGCAUCCAAGAAGGUUUAAUUGCUGGAAGUUGGUCUGAUGCAUUUGAGAGGGGACAUGAUAUUCUUGAUGCUCUUCUGCGUGCUUUACUGUUGGAAACUACUGAAGGUGGUCGAUUAAUCAAAAUGCGUGAUGUAAUGAGAGAUUUAGCGUUGGGAAUCUUGUCAUCAGACACUGAACUCUGUCAGUUUCUGCAGAGAACUUAUUCAAAACCAUUGAAGCCAGAAGAUAGAUCCUCAUCCACUAGCGCUGAUGGUCAGUAUUUAUCAAGAGUUGUUGCAGGUCUAACUGAGCCACCUACGGAGAAAGAAUGGGAACAAUCCGAGAUUAUGUUUUUGAUGAAUGAUAAGUUGUCCGCUCUGCCUGACAAACCAAGUUGCCCUAAACUUGUCACAUUGUUUCUGCAAGAACUAUCAGUUGAGAGGAACUAUCAGUUGAGAGUGUUACCCGAUCUUUUCUUUCACAACAUGCCUCUCCUUAAAUUGUUGAACCUAUCCAAGACUAGAAUCAAGUACUUGCCCAAGUCAAUUUCAAAUCUUAAAGGACUAGAAACACUUAUUCUUCGUGAUUGCGAACGCCUAGUCAAGCUCCGCUCUGAAGUUGGAUCUCUUAAACAUCUUCAAGUACUUGAUCUUCGGGGCACGGAGAUCAUUGAAUUACCUAAAGAGAUUGCUCAGCUGAACUCUCUAAGCUACUUGGAAGUAUCCUUCUAUGGAUCUAGCACCAACAGCAAGCAUGCUAAGCUGCCACCUGGAUUGAUUUCCGAACUUGAAGCAUUGGAAACACUAAGCAUAAGUGUGUACCCAGGAGAUAAUUGGUGGAAUAAGAGUGUCGAAUCCUUCAUUAAGGAAGUGAUCAACUUGAAAUUGUUGACUUCUCUUUCCUUCUAUUUCCCAGAGGUCAAGUUUCUUGAGCAGUUCCUCGGAGAAAGUGCAUCCUGGAAGGAAGAAAGCUUAACAGAGUUCAAAUUUGUUGUUGGCGCUGACAUCAAGUUUAAUGCAUCACGAGUCCCACAGUAUGUAGAGCUGAAUUAUGGUCUAAUAUCCAGUCAAUGCUUGAGAUUUGUCAACAGUGAGAAGAUACCUGAUGCAAUUGUUAAUGUGUUGGCUCGAUGUACUGCUUUUUAUUUAGAUCAUCAUCUUGACGUCCACAGGCUGUCUGAGUUUGGGAUUGGCAACAUUAAGAAGUUGAAAUAUUGUAUAAUAAGUGAAUGUCCCGACCUUGAAACUAUUGUGGACAGCGAGGAGGGAACUGAGAGUGUAUCAUGCCUGGAGUACUUAAGUAUUCAUUAUUCAUGGAGUUUGACAAGCAUUUGGAAGGGUGUUGUCCCCAAAGGAAGCUUUGCAGCUUUACGAACUUUGUCUUUGUAUGCAUGCCCAAAGUUGACUUAUGUUUUCAAAAGCUCAAUGCUGCAAUUCAUUUCCAACUUAGAAGAGUUGCUGGUUGAUGACUGUGAAGCAAUCGAAAAGAUCAUUUCUAUGGAAGAGGUCAAAGAAUCUUGUUGUAUUUCACUCAAAAGUUUAACACUUCAGUAUCUUCCUAAAUUGGUUCAUAUUUGGGAAGAUGCUCAGACUAGGCUCUUGUUUGAAUACAUUAGUGUCUACGAUUGCCCUCAGUUGAAGCAGAUUUGUAAAGACUUGGAGUUGAAACAGACUCUGAAGGAAAUAAGAGCCGAAAAGGAUUGGUGGGAUGAAUUAGUGUGGGAGGAAAAUGGAGUUCGCUUGCAUUUUGAAGCCAUUUUUACUCCUAUCGGCGAGGGUGAUGUACAUAGUUCUUAAGACUUCCUAAGUUGUGAGGUUGUUCUGCCAAACAUACAAUGAAUCCAGGCUGGCAGCUUGCUAAGGAUCAGCAUAUAGCAAUGAUAGAAGAGACUGCUGCUUCUGCCAUUGAAAGGUCCAUAAUACAGCUGUUGUGAUGUAAAAGGCCUCUUCUGGUACCAGUCCGUAUGGCAGAAUCUAGUGUAGGGAAAGAAAAGAAGAGACGCUUCAGAGUUUCCUUUCCAAUAUGCCUGCGGAUCCUUCUCAAACGGCCAUGAAAAUGGGAUUGGUUACAUGGUUGUUGCUGAUAUGCACCUCUUUUCUGACGUGCAAAAAUAUGAUCAACUAAAAGUUAAAACAACAGCUGCGUGUGCUUUUUAUGUGUGGAUAAAUUGUAGUUUUAUUAUCCAAGAAGCAGCAAAUCAAAGCUACUGUAAAGCAGUUUGUACAAUUUGUAUCACAUCACUUAUUUGCAUUACUAAUAUCUCUCAUUCAUCAUCUUGUUUACACUA
Durio zibethinus is the source of this 4581-nucleotide messenger RNA. Its product is annotated as disease resistance protein RPS2-like. Gene Ontology annotation, molecular function: ADP binding. The record is from RefSeq and is a predicted model, not a curated record. Lineage: Eukaryota; Viridiplantae; Streptophyta; Magnoliopsida; Malvales; Malvaceae.